GCUGGCGCAGCUCCUGGUACACAUACCACCACUUCCACCACUACUACAACUACAACUACCACUUCUAAUCCAAAUAAUAUCGAUGGAAACAUCGUAAACUCAUUGAUAGAUGAAAGCGUGGUACUGGAUGACGACGACGACGACGAUGACGAAGAUCUAGAAGAACUAUCAACUACAAAUAUAUUCCAUUCAGACCACCAGUUUCUUUACUCAAAAGACCCCUCUCAUCACCCUUUGAUAGUCAACGGAGCAAGAUAUAAAUAUAAAAAACAAAGAACCAUCUCUUUGCCACAAUUGCCAUAUGCAAAAUUACUAUACAAUACUACUAUAAUAGAUCAACACUCAAAUGAAGGCCAUUACACCUAUAGAGGUGGUGCCACUCAGAACGAUGACGAACUAUUGAAUUUAACUGGAAAUUCAAAUAUAACCCUGGAUUCAAAUAAAUUAGUAGACUUGACAGUUAUAAGAUCACUCUCGCCAACUGUCACCUCAGACUACUCUUCUCACCCUAUCAAGAGAAGACUAUCUUCAAUAACCAAAUACCACAGACUGCAUCAUCACACUUCUUCUUCCACAAGCGCAUCUUCUUCAAGCCACAGCUCUUCUCGUAACGAGUCUCACUUCCAAACUGAUAAAGACGGCCACUAUGUGUACAAAGCAAAUGAUAUCUUUUGUGAUGGUAGAUUCAUCGUAAAGGAACUACUAGGCCAAGGAACCUUUGGAAAAGUACUCAAAUGCAAAGACAAUCUAGAUUCUGGAAAUCUAGUCGCCGUGAAAGUAAUAAAAGCAAUCGAGAGAUAUAGAGAAGCUGCAAAAACUGAGCUGAGAAUUUUACAAACUAUUCAUGAUAAUGAUCCAUUAGGAAAUUAUCAAUGUAUUCUAUUGAAUGAGUGCUUCGAUUACAAGAAUCACAUCUGUUUAGUGACAAACUUAUACGGCAAGUCCAUUUAUGAUUUCAUGUGUUCUAACGCCAUCGCAAGGUUCCCUGGGUCUCAAGUACAAGCAAUUGCAAGACAGCUCAUAAGAUCGGUCUGCUUCUUACAUGAUUUAGGAAUAAUCCAUACAGACCUAAAGCCAGAAAAUAUUCUCUUGGUAGAUGAUUCUCACUAUAUCUCAAAGCAAUUACCAAAGGAAAAAUUAUCUUCUCUAAGUUUAAGAAGGAAGAAUGCAAGUAAUGGCGGUAUUCAUAAAAUUUUAGUCAAUCCAGAAAUUAAAAUUAUAGAUUUUGGUUCAGCUAUUUUUUAUAACGAAUACCACCCUCCAAUCAUAUCUACCAGACAUUACAGGGCCCCAGAGAUUAUCUUGGGUUUAGGCUGGUCUUACCCCUGUGACGUUUGGUCAAUAGCAUGUGUACUGGUAGAAUUGGUUACUGGUGAAUCAUUAUACCCAAUACACGAAAAUUUAGAACACUUAGCUAUGAUGCAAAGAAUUAAUGGUCAACAAUUACCAAAGAAAAUUGUGGAGAAAAUGUUUUAUAAAGUUACGCAUAAAUUAGGCAACUUGCCUGCAGAUUUAAAUACCACUGUCGUAAGGCAUUUCGACAGGAAAAGCUUAACAUUACAAUGGCCAGAAGUUAAUAAAAAUGGUGAUAUGGUGACUACAGAAAAAUCGAUGAAAAGAGUAAGAGAUUCUUGUGAUAGACUGGAUCUACACAUCUCAAGAAAAAUAUCCACCGAUUUCUUUGGGGACAAUUCCCUUACAAUUAACUGGAAUCUAUCGCCAGAACAGAAUUGGAAUUUAAUAAGGCAAAAGUUAUCAAGUUAUAACUCACACUACCCAAAUUCAUCUUCGACACCAAAUUCUCCAAAUAAUUCCUUAUCAUCUUCUCCACAAAAUUACUACUAUCCAAAUUCUUCUAACAUUAACUCUAACGGACUAAGCUCAUUCUCUUCAAGUCAAAAUUCAGAUAAAGUUCCUCUAGACAAAGAAACGUUCUUGUUUUGGUACUGGUUCGUUGAUUUGUUGAAAAAAAUGUUCGAAUUCGAUCCUACUAAAAGAAUAACUGCAAAAGAAGCAUUGGAUCAUGAAUGGUUCAACUUAGGUAUUUUAGAUGACGGUAUUUCAAGUUUUGAAAACUUUUUAGCAUAA
Vanderwaltozyma polyspora DSM 70294 is the source of this 2088-nucleotide messenger RNA. RefSeq names its product serine/threonine protein kinase KNS1 (gene KNS1). The transcript has a single exon. The record is from RefSeq and is a predicted model, not a curated record. The annotation marks the transcript as partial. Gene Ontology annotation, cellular component: nucleus. Gene Ontology annotation, biological process: protein phosphorylation. NCBI's taxonomy places the organism in Eukaryota, Fungi, Ascomycota, Saccharomycetes, Saccharomycetales, Saccharomycetaceae. Gene Ontology annotation, molecular function: ATP binding; protein kinase activity.